AUGGAGCAGCUGAACGGUUUCGUCGAAAAUUCGGAUAGAGACGGGAUUACCAAACUGAUCGAGACCCACAUCAAAGAGGAGCAUGGAGGGAACCUCGGAGGAAUCUACCAAGCUAUCCGGAAAGCUACUGAUGCCCAGGGCAAACAAGCCUUCAGGCUGACGAUCUUCCGUCAAAUACUUACUUCGAUACUGAAGUUUUGGUUUCUCCCGGGAUCGGAAAUGUCUUCGGAGUCUCUCAACAAUCUCCUCGUGGAGCUCCUGGCCGACGUGAAUCUCCUCUCCGCGGCUGAUUGUUCCGCCCUCUGCGAAGUUAUCAUCGACAACCUUGGAUGUCCUAUGACUUUGGAGCUUUUAUCAUCCCUGCUAUUGCACGCCUCAUCCACGGGGGCAAACCUCCCAUGGAGGGGAAGCAGGGUCACGGAUUUCAAACAGGCCCUGGUUUCGGCCCUAGUCGAUAAGAUGCCGUGGAGAGAUGACAUCGUCGUGCACAUCGCCAAAUUCUUCAGAGAAAUCGAGCUGAGCAACUCGUUAUUCGGUGUGGUCAAUCCAGUUCUGAGUCCGUACAUCAACUCCUUACCGAGUCAUCUGCUGCUACCGUUCCUGAGUCAGAUUCUCCCGAUCCAUCCUUCAGUUCUGCAGCAGGUCCUGCAGCGUCUCAAUCCACAGAACAUCGACGAAACGACGCGAGCUGGUGUGCUCGCCGAGUGUGUGGCUGCGACCCGGCAGAAUCCUGGCAUCGCAAAAUCGGUGCAGGCCCUCAUCAAGAGCAAUCCGGUAGCCAUCUUAUCCGAUGCCUUCAAAUUCCGUCUGUGUCUCUCGGUGGGUUCGAUCCACAGAAACUUCCAAACACCGACGCAAAACGCACUGCGCGCUGCCGUUGCAUUGCAUUGCGAUUACGAAUUGAAGCGUUACGAAGCUCGAUGGCUCAGCGAAACUCUGCCGGUAUACGCGCCCUUGGCUCUCGUAGAUGCGUGCACUCUGAGCACGAGUGAUGACAAAGUCUUCCUCACGACGAAUUGCCUGAUCGAUUUCGGUUUUCUGCUUCUGAAAACGAAAACGCCGCCGCGGGUGGCUCGACAAGGUGCACUUAUGCUGCUCACGCUUUGUCAAACGUCUUCUCAAGCUGGCACUGUUCAAGCAGUUCUUGACCGGCUUUUGAGAGCUCUUUUCCAGAAUCCGUCAAAAGAAUGCGCUGACCUGUUGGCGAAACUACCGUGUGGCCAACUGCCCACUUCAGCGGGCUGGGAUGUCAUUUCAGCUUUGCCUUCAGUCGACCCUCAAGUGGCUCGAACCCUUGUCCGAGUAAUUUUGGAGUCGUGCCCCCAGAUCCGCAAUGAGUUGGUGAUAGCCUUGAGGAAGUGUCUGUUCCUGAACGACCCGGCGAGCCGACUUGUCGCGGCGAAUGGCCUGCUGGAGAUAAUUGCGUACUUCACUGUGGAAGACGAUGAUGUUUCUCAAAACCCUAAUGGACGGAUUUGUCUCGAGGCUCUGGAGCUUAUCCGUCGUAUCCUGGUAGAGCUGUCACCGAGCACGGUUGAAAUCCGACACCACAUUCUCCGGGGUCUUUCUGAUCUCAUCAAGGUGAACCGUAUGCUCAAGGAGAGCAUCUUCGAGCUGCUCCAAGAAUUGAUGCUCCAAAAUCCCAGCGAUCCGCAUAUUCUCAUGUCGGUUGCAUCUUGUCUCUGCGCUUAUCGAAAGGUUCACAUUAAAGGCACCCAAAAAUCUCAAACUCUGAAGUGGCUGUUCAAACGCAUGGUUUCGAUGACGACUAAUGUCGAAGAAACCAGUCAGGUUGACGCACUGAUACUGCUGAGCAGUGAGUUCGGCGUAGAUUGCUCAAAUGUCCUGGAGAAGUUGAAGGAAAUUCGAGGAGCCCAGGAUGCUGCGAGCAACGCAGACACAACGAUGGCUUCGGUUGCUAGCAAGGCUCCACGGAAGAAAAGAGCGGAAAAGAGCGCGAAACACGAAUGUUUGCUGUCAAAUGAAGUUCUCUGCAACUUGCUGAAGUCUGACAGCGUCCACAUGGAAAUCCGCCUCUACGCAAGCGAUUCCCUGGCUCCGAGGAAACGUAUCGAGCCCCAUGAGCGCCGACAGCUGCUCAGUGCUUUGAAGGACGUUCUCACCAAACCUUAUGUCGAUCCCGAGACGAAAGCUUGCUGUGUCCAGAUGAUGUCCAUAAAUUUCCAAAGCGUGGUACAGGACGUGUUCAACAGUGAAGAUAUUCCAAGCGCCCGCGAGGAGCUCUUGAAAGAGUUAGGGGCAGAUUCGAGAGAAGCUUUGUUCAAGUACUUCAAGGAAAUGAUCAAGCAAGCGAAGGAUUCCGCGGAACGAAAGGACGAUGUCGGAGCUCUGAUAGCCUGCGUCCAGUGCAUGUGUCUCCUUUUCCCCGACGACGUCACGCUGAUUUCAGACAUUUACACAUGGGCGGAUGAUCAGAGCGCGGAAAACACAAUAGAAUACAUGCCAUUGCUGCUCGAUCUGGCGAGUCACAUGUCCGGUGGUGUGGCUGUUUUCAAGAGACUGAGUCAGAAACUCGCUCGGCUCUGUGGGCUACUCGAAAACUCAACAGCCGCUCAAGAUGGCAUUCUUCAGAGCCUGCACACCGAGGAUCUACCGGAGCUUUUCAUACUUUUCAAUGCUGUCGUCAAAUCCAUAACUGGUCAGCUCGAUUGGGUGUUCACGAAAAUCGAGCUCACAGAGGAGAUGGAGCCAGCUUUCAUCAAACAAUUGUACUACGUCGUAGAGGCUCUCAGCACUGUCGCACACUCGGAAGUUCCGCUGGAGUAUUGUGACGUACUCCUGAAUAGCACAGCGAAAAUCUACAAGGUUCUCACCGGCCUCGCCAAGUUUUAUGGAUCGCGGAAUAGGGCUGAAGUCUCCACUCGAUACCCGAAACUGGUAUCUUUCGUACAAAAAGUCUGCACACCAAGAUUCGAAGCCCUCGUCAUGCGGGUCGAGGAAGAAGCAGCUCGCCGCAACAUCGGCAAAAAGAAGCAGAAAUCCAAGGAGCAACAGGCUGCUCCAGCAUUCGUUUUCGCUCUGGAGCAGCACCAUCACGAGCUACAGAAACUCUCGAAGAAGAUCGAGCUCGGAGAUAUUUCUACGCGGGCUGCCGCUAGAGACUUCCGCAUAAAAGUUGACGAGGUCAAGAAACAUCACGACGAAUGGAGUGAUGAGGAAAUACCUAGUUCGCUGCGAUCGCCGACCGGGAAAGAGAGCAAAUCGACCGUACCGAAACCGCAAAAGGAUGCCUCAGCGGCGCGUAAAUCAGUCCAGAAAGCGAAAGUAUCGCCCGGCUCCAAGCGGAAGGAAUCUGUGAAAGUCGCGUGGCCGCCUAAGAAAGGCAAAAGCGCCGACGGAGCCGACGACGGCAGAAAAGAAAUCGAGGACGAGCCGAGGUCGGCUUUUCCCGAAUCCGAAGACGACGUAGAGCCCAUGACAGAUUGCCGGUCGUCAUCCCCUGCUGGAGCUCCAGGUAAGAACCGGCCGCAAGAUGUAUUGAUUCGAAAGUUCAGUUCCAGACAAGUCCCCAGUGGAAUGUGUCGAGAAGUCGCCGCCGAAGAAACGUCGGCGAACCCUGGGGCUCCGGAGAUGAUACUGCUCUACGUCGGAGCAGAGCCCGGACUACCUAUCCGAUUCGAAUGA
Messenger RNA from Galendromus occidentalis (western predatory mite), 3645 nucleotides. RefSeq lists its product as uncharacterized. NCBI's taxonomy places the organism in Eukaryota, Metazoa, Arthropoda, Arachnida, Mesostigmata, Phytoseiidae. Bases 1 to 3645 code for a protein of 1214 amino acids. The record is from RefSeq and is a predicted model, not a curated record. Gene Ontology annotation, molecular function: DNA polymerase binding. The transcript is spliced from 18 exons. Gene Ontology annotation, biological process: DNA repair.